Lactuca virosa is the source of this 942-nucleotide messenger RNA. NCBI's taxonomy places the organism in Eukaryota, Viridiplantae, Streptophyta, Magnoliopsida, Asterales, Asteraceae. The record is from the annotation of a GenBank genome assembly.
AUGGGAACUAAGAAGAGAUGGAAUGGGCAGAAAUUUGCUUUCGUCCGAUUCAGAGGAGUUAAUGACAUCUCUGGAUUAGAGAAGAAACUUAAUGGUAUCUCAUACAAUGGGAAGAGGCUGAUGGUGAAUGUGUCCAGGCAACUUAGGAAGCUGACCCCACAGAAGACAAAUGUGCAACGGCAUAAACAGCCAACGUGGGUCGAGCCUAGACUUGGAGUGAGAGAUCACUGUUCCUACGCAGAGGUAAUCAGACCCAAGCCUCCUUCACCGAAAUAUGCACCGGAACCACCAAUCCUCCUUAAACAGGAACCUGUGACGUACUCAUGGCUUAGGAAAACUACACUCAUUGCUGAAGCCAUCUCCCUCUCACACCUGGGUCAUCUCCCCAAACUUCUUCUGGAAAAAGAAGAGCAGGACCUCGAAAUCAAAUACAUUGGAGGUCUGAAGGUUUUAUUAUGCUUUGAUAACUCGGUAGAGGCGAGGAGUUUUCGAGAAAAUAAACAAAGAUGGGCUGAAAACUUAAAGUGGGUUGAACCUGUAGAGAGCCCAGAAUUUUUUUUUUUUGAACGGAUAGCAUGGGUGAGAUUAGUGGGGCUUCCAUUGAAACUUUGGGGAAGUAUGAGUUUUGAAGCAAUCUGCAAGAAGUUUGGGAAGAUAAUCGCUCCUUUCGACGAUGUGUAUCACAGGGUAGACUUGUCCUGCGUGAAAGUCGGCAUCCUUACAACACGGCGAACAAGGAUCAAUGAAGAAGUUGAGGUAGCCACUGAUGACCAGAUAACCAAGGUUGGGGUUGUUGAAUUUGAUGAGGAUUGGUUCCCAUUCCAAUUUGAUUCAUCGAAAAACUUCUAUGAAGGACAAUCCUGUGACGAAGAAGGGGCUAGCUCAGAGGAUGAAGAAGGUAUAUCUGAAACAUGGAUGGAAGUUGGGGAUGAAGAACCAUAA